GGGGGGAGGAAAGGCAAGGGGAGAGAGAGACGGAGAGAGAGAGAGAGAGAGAGAGAGAGCGAGCACAGGGCUGCUGGUGCUGUGGGAGAAAAGACGGGGGAAUUACACUUAGCAGAAAAGACAGGCAGAGGGGAGGACACACUUCCAGGUGGACACCCCCAGUCCUCGACCAUCUCUCCCCUCCAGUCCGGCUGCCCGUGUCGUGUCCGUGAGACGGUCACCGCACGUCAGACUCGGAGGGAACACACACCGCCGUCCACCCUCUGAGUCCAUGGGGUAACAACAGACUAUUGAAGGAGAGGCUUUUGUUCAGCUACCCAGAUGAACAACAGGAAGGAGGACAUGGAGAUCUCUUCUCACUACCGUCAGCUCCUCCGAGAGCUCAACGAGCAGAGGCAACACGGCAUCCUGUGUGACGCCUGUGUCAUUGUGGAUGGAAAGAUCUUCAAGGCUCACAAGAACGUUCUUCUGGGCUCCUCGCGCUACUUCAAGACUCUAUACUGCCAGGUUAAAAAAGGGGCCGAGCCACACCACCAGACUACAGUCACUCACCUGGACAUUGUGACUGCGACAGGCUUCAAAGCCAUCCUGGACUUCAUGUACUCCGCUCACCUCGCGCUCACCAGUAAGAACGUGAUUGAAGUCAUGUCUGCCGCCAGCUACCUACAAAUGACAGAUAUUGUCCAGGCGUGCCACAGCUUUAUUAAGGCCGCCCUGGACAUCAGCAUUCGCUCUGAGAUGGCGGACGAACUAUCAGACUUUGAAAUGGGAGCUGUCACCGCAGCAGGCAUAGGAGGUGGCAGUGGGGGAGGCGUAGGAGGUGUUGGUAUCACGGGAGCAGGAGGAGUAGCUGGAACAGGCUUAGGAGGAGGUGGGAUAGUGGGCAUGGCCUCCGAAGCGCUCGCCUCCAUCAUGUCUGGUCGCAGCACCUCCCCCUGGCUGGCGCGCCGCACCAGCCCUGCCAACUCCUCCGGGGACUCGGCCAUCGCCAGCUGCCAUGAGGGGGGCAGCACGUAUGGCAAGGAGGACCAAGAACCCCCCAAGAGCCACGAGAGCCAAGAGGAAGCUUGCCAUGACUCCCAGCCUGCUUGGCCGCACGACUACAGGCCUGUCAAUGUUAAAGAGGAACAGGUGUCCCCUGCUUCUUCCUCGCAUCCCCGGGACACCCCCAGGGGUGCCGUUCAUAGCCAAAGGGAUCAGGUGGCAGGGGGCAUGAGCGCAAGUGGAGACGGACCCUGGCAACCCUUGACAGGGUCAGGGCGGAGGAAGAACAGGAAGAACAAGGACACAGUCAGACAUAUAACCCAGCAGGCCGAGAGGAACUGGGACAGGGACAGUAGGCCUGGAUCCCCUCUGCCGUCCAUGCUGGCUGUGGCAGGCUGGAACUACAAUGGACAGGAUAUUCCAAGCGCAGACGUGACCGAGGCCAACAGCUCCGACAGCCGCAGCGAACGCCUUGACUUUUUCCUCAAACAGGAAGAGGCUCUGGCGGCAGAACCGGGCUUCCUGGGUCCCAACGAAUCAGAAGAGGCGAGCGGAGGAGGAGGAGGCGGCGGUACGAUCUCAUCGGUGGCCAACCUGAAGGCGGCACUGAUGAGUAAGAACAGCCUGCUGUCACUGCGGGCUGAGUUGAUGGGAGAUGAUAACCCCUUGCUCUUUGAGUAUCUGCCCAAAGGAGGACACUCCCUGUCUUGGCUCCGCUCCAACAACUACCGCAGCACACUCCGGCCAGGGGCCACAGGGGCCACUAUUCAUAACAAACACAGGGCUGGAUCCUCUCCUCCUCCUCCUGCUCUUCUUCCUUCUCAUCUUCCACCAACACCUCUACCGUUACCGCCAUCAUCAACAUCAUCCUUGCGUCCACCCACUCCACUGUACCCCACUGAGCCCCGCCCCUUGGAGGCCCCUGGUUUGCGGACAGGAGCAUUCCGGUUGCACUCGGACACCCUAGACAUGGAAGUGGAAGAGGCCCCUGAGGGCCCGGCGCUCUCCACCUUGCCCGAGGAUGGUGGGAAAGACAAAGAAGAUCUGGAGGAAUACAACACAGCCUUGGAAGGUGACCAGUCUCCCAUUGAGAAGGAUCAGAUGGCAAAAGGGAGUUCUGCUUCUGGUUUAACAGUCCCUACAUUCACAGCUUCCAGAGCGAUAGAAGGGCUGGCAGUGCCGGGCACUGAGGCUCGAUCAGACCUUGCCCUCCUGAAUGACUUCACGGUGAUCCGCAAAAAGUUCAAGUGCCCCUACUGCAGUUUCUCUGCCAUGCACCAGUGCAUCCUGAAGAGGCACAUGCGCUCCCACACCGGCGAGAGGCCGUACCCGUGUGAGAUCUGUGGCAAGAAGUUCACCAGGAGGGAACACAUGAAGAGGCACACGCUGGUGCACAGCAAGGACAAGAAGUACGUGUGCAAGGUGUGCAGCCGUGUCUUCAUGUCGGCCGCCAGCGUGGGAAUCAAACACGGCUCCCGCCGCCAUGGCGUCUGCGUCGACUGCUCCGGUCGAGGCAUGGUGGCGCUGCUUGAUCACAGCGGCGAGGCGGGAGGAGACAUCUCUCCCGAGGAAGAGCUCUACCCGGUCGAUCGCUUCCACGACGACCAGGCGGAGUGCGACGGCGAAGAGCAGAUGAUGGCGGAGGGCGACACAGAGCUGGUGGGCGAGGGGGAGGAGGAGGCGGCGGCCAAGUGGAAGGACUCGGGGAUGGCGGGCCAGACUCGCCGAGCGCUGGACACUGAGAAGGAUGAGAGCGACUCCUCGGCGCAGGAAGGCGAGCACCAGAACGGCAGCGAGAAAGACUUUGCUUGGAUCUCCUAGAAGUCCUGGAGUCUUCUUUGGGAUCACAACCGAGUCCGCAGACCUUCUGGGAUCUUGCUGGCCUCCUUUCACCUCUCGCUGGCCGGAUGGGGGGGCAGUUUAUGAAUAGUUUGUACACACACACACACACACACACACACACACACACACACAAACAGUGACAAGACGGCGGAGGGAAGAGCUUCUUUCUGCUUCUCGCCUCCUGGAGUCGUCUUCUUGUUGUUGUGAAAGCGCUCGACUCAACGUUGUGUGGUCGCCGUGGUAACGGAGGGGUCACCCCCAGUCAAGGGCAGGCCCUCCGACGUGAGAGGAGAUGGGAACGGAUCGCAGAGCCCGACGGGAGGAGACGAGUCCCACUGCCACAGACUUGCACUUUAACCUCCAAGCUCCUCUCGGACCCCGGCUUCACGUUUGACCUCCAUCUUGGCGAGCGCCGCCACCUUCUUCACGGCCCUGUUGACUGUGGGCGCCCAGUCUGGGCCCCCACGGGGUCCCUUCUGACAGGUGUGCACCAGGUGGGACAAUCUCUGGCUGCCUUUGUCGCCUUUUCUUUUUCUGUUCUUCUCGGCCACGCCAGACUGUUGAAGGUUCCAACGGCCAUUUUGCUUGCUUUCGUAUUUAUUGAAGGAGCGUGCACUCUUCAAGUGGUCUUCACUCCCCGGAGUGUGGGAGUGGGACGUAUGCAAGGAUGCGUCUUAUUCUGAUUAGCCCAACUAUGAUUGCUGUUGUUGUUGUUGUUGUUGUUGUUGCUAUUAUUCUUCUUCUUAAGUGCUGGAUGCUAAGCUUUAUUGUCUUCAUUUUCUAUCCUGUACAGUGGACAAAAACAGCUUUUAUACGUUGCCUUGUUGUGGAUAGCAAGCCAUGGAGGCUUUGGUCGACCUUCUUAUCGUCGAUGCUUUGUUCCGUCACACUUGAUUCUUCUCUCUCGCAGGGGAGGAAACAUGUGCACCGUAACGAUGGUGACAUUUAUUCUGCACACGCUUUUGCAUCACGAUAUCGAACCAAAAACAAGUGCUUUUUGUUCCAUAGCGUGUGUGUGUUUCUGUGCGUGUGCGUGUGCGUGUGCGUGUGCGUGUGCGUGUGUGUGUGUGUGUGUGUGUGUGUGUGUGUGUGUGUGUGUGUGUGUGUGUGUGUGUGUGCGCAGUGCCAGCCCAAGCCUCCAAGGGGCCCUAAGCAAAAUUUGAUUUUGGGGCCCUCUAUUUUGAUUGUUGAUCAUUCACACACCUACUAUAAACUCAUUGCGGCUCUGGCAGUGUUGUUUACAUUAUCCUAUUGUCAGCCUGGCAUGUCUUUACAAAUGACAUGUCAUUUAUAAAGAUACGGGGGUGGCCCAGUUAAGAACAGAAAUAAUACCAAUGAAUCAAGUAAUGAUGUCCAGAGUACCACAUAUGGUUCCUAAUCUUAAAAUGUAGAAAACAUUCAGCUACAAGAGUGGCCUGGGGUUGAACAGUCCAAGUGAUAAAGCUUUGUAUUUACAGUAAAAGUGUCAUCUUGUCUCAAUCCCCGCUUCUGCCAUCCUAGUCACUGCCGUUGUGUCCUUGGGCAAGACAUUUUACCCACCUGCUCCCAGUGCCACCCACACUGGUUUAAAAAAAAAAAAAAAAAAAAAAUGUAACUUAGAUAUCAGGUUUCAGUAUGUAAAAGCGCUUGGAGUCGCUAGAGAAAAAGCGCUUUAUAAAUAUAAUUCACUUCACUUCGUCAGUCUUGUACAUAUUAGUCUUUAAUUACUAGUUUAUAUUUGUAGUAAAUUGUUCAUAUUUAAUGGUUACUUUGUACAAAGAGAGCGCAGUCUACUGAAGUUAAAUUCCAUGUGUGUUAAACAUAACUGGACAAUAAAACUGAUUCUGAUUCACUUUAUUAUUUUUGGCAACAAAAACCUGUAACAGCAAUGUGCAAAAAUAAUUCGUAGUGCAAGAAAAACAAUAAAGUGCAACAAUACAAUCACUUAAAUAUAUAUGAAAAGGAACAAAUUCAAUUGUACCAAAAGCCAACAUAAUUCAAUUAAAUAUCAAGCAAAUACUUAAAUAAUAUUAAUGAACAGAAUUACCAGAAACAAGGUAACAUAACGGUUUAUAAACAAAUAUAAAGUUACUACAUAUUAAAACUAUGUAAAUGUACAUAACGAUGUGCAAAAAGUUUGGGGGGGGGGGAAUCAAAAUAAACUACCUUAAUUAACACAUUUGACCAUCACAUGAGUUUUGUUUCUCUGUUCUUCACCACCCACACCACUCCUUAAAACCUGUGCUUAAUUGAUUGAUUGAUUGAUUGACACUUUUAUUAGUAGAUUGCACAGUUCAGUACAUAUUCCGUACAGUUGACCACUAAAUGGUAACACCCCAAUAAGUUUUUCAACUUGUUUAAGUCGGGAUCCACGUUAAUCAAUUCAUGGUACAAAUAUAUACUAUCAGCAUAAUACAGUCAUCACACAGGUUAAUCAUCAUAGUAUGUACAUUGUAUUAUUUACAUUAUUUACAAUCCAGGGGAUGGGAUGAGGAGCUUUGGUUGAUAUCAGUACUUCAGUCAUCAACAAUUGCAUCAUCAGAGAAAUGGACAUUGAAACAGUAUAGAUCUGACUUAGUAGGAUAUGUACAGCCAGCAGAGAACAUAGUGAGCUCAGAUAGCAUAAGAACAAGUAUAUACAUUAGAAGUACAUUUGAUUAUUUACAUAGGUUGUUUGUAAUCCGGGGAGAUGGGAUGUGAAUGGAGGAGGGUAUUAGUAAAGGGUUGAAGUUGCCUGGAUGUGUUGUUUUAGAGCGGUCUUGAAGGAAUAUAGAGAUGCACUUACUUUUACACCUGUUGGGAGUGCAUUCCACAUUGAUGUGGUAUAGAAAGAGAUUGAGUUAAGACUUUUGUUAGAUCGGAAUCUGGGUUUAACGUGGUUUGUGGAGCUCCUUCCUGGCUUUUCUGGAGGGAAAGUUAUUUAUGACAUCGCUGUAAGAAAUCUUUGUUAUUAAUACUAAUCACUGCCAGUCCACUCGGUCUUUCUUGAGCCAUGGAAGAUCUCAAAUAGUUUUUUAUUCAUUUGAGCUUAGAAAAGCUCCGCUCUGAAGAUGCAACAAUCACAGGAAGAGUGCAGACUCGUACAUGCAAAAAAAUAAGAAUUUUUUGUUAAUUGCUUUUGGGGGCCCCUUGGUGGCCGCGGGGCCCUAAGCAAGCACUUAGUUGGCUUAUGCCCUGGGCCGGCUCUGUGUGUGUGUGUGUGUGUGUGUGUGUGUGUGUGUGUGUGUGUGUGUGUGUGUGCAGGUGCUUUUUUAAAAUAUAUUGUUGUGUUUGGUUUGUGUCAUGCUUCGGUCAAAGUGUUAUUAUCGUGAACAUGAAGGGCUGCAUGCAUUUUGGUCAUGACACACAAUCAAGGAGGGAAAUGCAAAUAGAAACGGUGCAUAUUUUCUACCUAGCAACUCUCUAUGGCUCAUUUGCAUAAAGAGGAGGCACACGAGGCCAUGACUGCACUUCACUUAUUUAUUCUUUCCUUUAUCUGACAGCUGUGAAGAAGAUGGAAGGGGCGGCUCUCGAUGAAUGUUUAUUGUGGGUGUAGAAGCCCACAUAGCAGUGCUGUGUGUGUGUGUGUGUGUGUGUGUGUGUGUGUGUGUGUGUGUGUGUGUGUGUGUGUGUGUGUGUGUGUGUUACUCUCCGGCCUUGCACUCCUCUCAUAACCUCGACCUCGUCUUCUUCCUCAUACUGGGUUGUACUUCAGGAAACCGUCUCCCAUCAAUCCUCAAAUAUGUGCCUCAAUGACCUUUAACCUGCGUGGUUGCGCUUGAGAGAAGUGGGCUGAUUGUUAUUGUUAUUAUGCUUAUGAUUAUUACCUUGAUAGGCCUUGAGUCAAAUCACAAGAAACAUUUUGAGACAAAUCAAAAACGGCGACUUUUUGAGUUUGCUUCCCGCCGCGUUGUUGUUGGGUUUCUUUUGUUUGCAUGUCGGUGUUGAUUUUGUGGAACCAAAGCAACGUCCUCACACACCUGUCUCAUUUCACUCCAUGCAAAACUGGAAGUGUGGAUUUCUCGGUCCUGUUGGAUGCAUGGACACCUGCUCAUCCUUCAAGAAGCCAUAGUUGAUGCUAUGCUAGAUAUCAAGUUGGUGCUUUUUACUUUAGAGUGUGUUCUUCUACUAAGACUGAUGUGUGUGUACCUUCAUAUAUAUAUAAAUAUCAAUUUAUAUGACUAUUAUUAUUUAUUUUCUCUCAACUUUAAGAGGGUCUUUGAUUUGUACAAAGUCGCACUUGAAGCCUAAGCUUUGUUUCUUUUCACUGGGAAUAUUGUUCAAACUGACUUUAUAUUAAUGAUCAAUAACUUGUGUUUGUAACAAAAUGUGCUUAAUCCACAAAAAGGACGACUGUGCUGCUUUUUUUUUUGUUUGGUUCUGUUGGAGGCAAAGGGAGUGCUAUUGUGCAAAUAUUUCUUUGGUGGAUGAUUCUGGUCACAAAACAUUUUUACCAACUUUUUGAGCCUCCAGUUGUGAUGUUGGCCAAGCAAAUCUCUUUCUAACGUUAUGUUUAGUGCAAGAAUUUGCUUAUUAUUAUUUGCAAAAACCAAUCAGUCUCAAUAAAUUUUGAAAUUGCUGCUGUAAAAAAGUC
Nerophis ophidion (straightnose pipefish) is the source of this 7378-nucleotide messenger RNA. RefSeq names its product zinc finger and BTB domain containing 46 (gene zbtb46). Gene Ontology annotation, biological process: regulation of transcription by RNA polymerase II. The record is from RefSeq and is a predicted model, not a curated record. Bases 322 to 2805 code for a protein of 827 amino acids. The transcript has 10 exons. Gene Ontology annotation, molecular function: protein binding; DNA-binding transcription factor activity, RNA polymerase II-specific; RNA polymerase II cis-regulatory region sequence-specific DNA binding. NCBI's taxonomy places the organism in Eukaryota, Metazoa, Chordata, Actinopteri, Syngnathiformes, Syngnathidae.